Molecule: messenger RNA, 5421 nt
Organism: Actinia tenebrosa (Australian red waratah sea anemone)
Lineage: Eukaryota; Metazoa; Cnidaria; Anthozoa; Actiniaria; Actiniidae
Biological process (GO): cell communication
Cellular component (GO): membrane
Molecular function (GO): calcium ion binding
Source: RefSeq, a predicted model, not a curated record
GUCAGACACACGAAGGAAUAUUUCAACUCUCAAAUGAUGGUUGGAAAAAGACGAAUUUUUCUGGAAACUUUACGAAAGUUUCUGAACACAGCUUUCAUUUAGAUUGUGUAGAAAGCUCAAGUUAGCAAGUCCAGUACAACAUGCUGAACACCAAACAGAGCAUCUUUCGAGUCAUCACAUCACUGGUGAUGUUUUCUCUCAGUAUUCAAUAUACUUCAGCCAAUGGAUACGUAUCCCUACAGCUCUACGACCAUUAUAACAGAAAGAGUGAGGAUUAUAGCGGUGGCUGUUGCGAUGCAGUCCGUUUUUUUGGUAAAUGUCUGAAUGACUGCGACAAUUUCUUCGAGAUAUGGCUAAAACCGUACCCAGCAUCUUGGUCAGCUUCCACAUGGAAAUCCUGGGAUACUUAUGUGUUGGGUGACGAUGAUUUCGACUUCCCUGGUUAUGGGAGGCUUGUCGGAAGUGGUAUAAGGAAUCCACUGACCUACAUGUUUUCUGGACGAUGGCCUAGGUCAUUUGGCAUCAUAAUAAAGGUAUGGGAUGAUGAUAGUGGUAACUUUCUGGGCAUUGGCAGCAAGAGCGAUCUGGUAGACCAGACUUUAUACAACAUCGUCAAUAUUGAUGCCAAGAAGUCUUCAUCUCCUCCCGUUACUUAUUCCAUAAGUGGACGCCGCUCCACGACAAGGAUUCUCGUCAGAGUUUACUGUGACACGAAUUAUUACGGUACUGACUGUGGUGUCUUGUGUAUACCACGUGAUGAUAACACCAAUGGGCACUAUACAUGUGAUCAGAACAACGGUAACAAGAUCUGCCGUCAAGGAUGGAUGGGACAGAACUGCCUGACAGCGAUCUGCAAGCAGAGAUGUGAUCCAAAUCAUGGCUAUUGCACCAAUGAACCAGGAGCAUGUCGAUGUAGACCUGGAUGGAAAGGAGAACUGUGCUCGACGUGCGCGCUACGUACCAACUGCAAUCCAAACGGAGGAUACUGUGUAAAUGGAAAUGACUGCGUUUGUAGGUCUGACUGGACAGGAGACAACUGCGAAAAAGACUUGAACAAAUGUCGUCACGCACCUUGUCGAAAUGAUGGAACGUGUGUGAACUCUGGUCCAGACCAGUAUACGUGUAACUGUCUUCCUAAGUACACUGGUGUUAACUGUGAAUCAGUGAAGGAUAUGUGUAAAACCAAUCCUUGUGCUAAUGGAGCGACAUGUACUAAUUAUUAUACGUACUAUACAUGUACUUGUGUUCCUGGAUAUACAGGAAAAACCUGCCAAACAGAAAUUAACGAAUGCGAGAACAAUAGAUGUCAGAACAAUGCAACGUGCAAUGAUCUUCUCAACAAGUACACUUGUAGUUGUGCGCCUGGGUUCACUGGUUCCAUGUGUGAGACAAACAUCAAUGAAUGUCAAAGUAACCCAUGUCAGAAUGGCGGCACAUGCAUCGAUGGUAUCGAUAGCUACCAGUGUAGAUGUGUAGAUGGCUAUAAGGGGAACCAAUGUCAAACUAAUAUAGAUGACUGUGAAAAUAAACCCUGUCAAAAUGGAGGUACUUGCAUCGAUGAAGUCAAUAACUUUCGUUGCACAUGUCCUUCUGGAUUCUAUAGCAAAACUUGCACAAAUGCUACUAAUGAGUGUGUUCCAAACCCGUGUAAAAAUGGUGGUAAAUGUCAGGAUUUGCACUUAGAUUACAAUUGCACUUGUCCAUUGGGCUACACAGGAAAAGACUGCCAAAUCAACAUCAAUGAAUGUAAAAACGACUCGUGUGCGCCAACCGGGACGUGUCAAGAUGGAGUGAAUAACUUCACUUGUUCGUGCAAUGUUGGGUUCACGGGAAGACGAUGUGACGUCAACAUCGAUGAAUGCGCUGCAAACCCAUGUCUUCACAAUGCCACUUGUCUUGAUGGUAUUAACUCUUAUUCGUGCAAAUGUGCCCUGGGUUACAGUGGUGUUAACUGUGAAGAAAACAUCGAUGAUUGUGCAGCCGCAACGUGUUUUAACAACGCUACGUGUAUCGAUGGUAUUGCAAACUACACGUGUAAUUGUUCUACGGGUUAUACUGGUCGAUAUUGUAGCGAGAGAAUCGACUACUGCACAAGGAGUAAUCAACCUUGUAAUAAUGGAGGGACAUGUAUCAAUGAACUGGCCCGAUAUCGCUGUUUGUGUCCCGAAGGGUACAAUGGAACCAACUGUCAAAUAACACCCUGUCAUUCAGGACCUUGUCAAAAUAAUGGUUCGUGUUUACAUGCGAAUGUUGCGUCAUUGUACAAGUGUAGCUGCAGAGAAGGCUUCGAGGGCAAGGACUGUGAAAAAAAUAUUGAUGAUUGCGAUCCCAGUAAUAACAUAUGGAACCAAGAGAGUUCAAGCUCCAUUGGACCAUAUGGUUACUGCGGGCAACAUGGCAACUGUAUAGAUCAAGUGGCUUCGUAUAGGUGUGAAUGCCAUCGUGGAUGGAAUGGAUCCAAAUGCGACAUAGAUAUUGAUGAGUGUUCAUCCAACCCUUGUCAGCGUGGUGGUCAGUGUAUUCAGACUAACAACGCCAGCUAUGAGUGCUCAUGUCCCGCGGGAUACACGGGAAGAAACUGCGAAUCAGAAAUUGAUGAAUGUCAGAUUAGUAAUCUUUGUGCUAGUGGAUCGCAAUGUGUAGACAGACUCAACGGUUACGAGUGUAAUUGUACCAAUGGAAAGAAAGGAAUCUACUGCAACUCAACUACUUCAUGGUGUGACCCUCCCCCCUGUCAAAAUGGGAACUGCACAGACACUGGUUCAGCCUUUACUUGCGAAUGCCCUUCUGGUUUCAAAGGACGCUACUGUGAAAUUGACAUCAACGAGUGUGAUAAUGGUGCAUGUGAGAACGGCUCGCUUUCAGCCUGUGUAAACUUUCCUGGGGGAUACCUGUGUAAAUGUAAGCCUGGCUUCAACGGGUCACAAUGUGAUCAAAAUAUCGAUGAUUGCUCGCCAAAUCCUUGUCUAAAUGGAGGUUCUUGUGACGAUGGAGUCUUAUCGUAUACGUGUAGAUGUCAAAAUGGCUUCGAAGGACCAAACUGUGAAAAUGAUAUCAACGAGUGUCUGAGAAGUCCCAACAUAUGUGGUCCAAGUAAAAUAUGCAUAAACAGCAUUGGUUCGUACGCAUGUAUCUGUCGAGAAGGGUAUACUGGUGAUGACUGUUCUACAAAUAUCAAUGAGUGUUCAUCCAAUCCCUGUCUCCAUGGAGGUGUGUGCAAGGACAGUUUAAACGGCUUUACUUGUGAAUGUUGUCCUACUUGGUCAGGGAAAACAUGUGAAAAAUGGAUGGCGCGAUUUGAUCCAUGCGGCUGUAGCGACCACGGUACUUGUGUCUGCAACAUGACAACCGCUGAUAAUUACUGCCAGUGUGACAAGGGAUUUAAAGGGUAUAAAUGUGAGAUCAAUUCCACCGCAGAGGCCAUCGAAAGAGAAAGAGCUGAUAAAGCAAGACAAGAAAAGGAAGCACAAGAAAAGCAAACCAAAACCAUUGCUGUAGCGGUCGUAUUUAGUAUACUUGGUUCCAUCGUUGGAGGACUUAUUGUGUUCUUUGUGGUCAGGAGACGAAGUAAACCAGUCCCAUCAAAGCCAAUAAAAGAUAUUCCAGACAACGUGUUUUACGAAGGUGGACAAAUGAUGUUCAGCAACCCUGCUUACACCAAGGGCGCGGAUGAAGACGGUAUAGUAGACCUCAAUGGACACCUGAGCAGCUGUUGAUACACCACCUCAUCUAUUCCUCUCCACCAUCUCCUUAUAUGGUAGGUCACAUGGUCUACGUAGCAGCCAAUCGAAUGAAGUCUCAGUGUCUAAACGUCAUAAUCAUCAAAAGAUAAAAGCAAAAGAAAUAAGUUAUCAAGGAAAAUAUGAAUAAUUUAAUUCAAAUUGGUAAAUACAGUUAAAGCGGGGAGUAUAAUUAGUUAAUAACGAUGUCAAAUAUAAAAUAAGAAAUUCUUAAAAUAGUGCCGGAUUUGGGUAAAAAAAAGGCAAAAAGCCAUAUGACAUGUACUAAGACUAAGUAUAGCACAUUAUUAAGACGUGUGCAGGAUGAAACGAAGCUUCCUUUAAUCAUUCUAACUAGGUAUGCAUUAUAAAUAUUCUUAUCCAAAAACUCGUUUUUUAUCGGUUGAUGUUAAUCGAUUUACUUUAAAGAGCUCGAGGUUUUCCGGCGUUAAACACCCUUUUUGAAGUAGACCAAUAUGAAUCCCUCUUUGGUUUAAUCUAAUCUAGACUACAAUAGACUGAACAGUAUUGUGCUUAUUAUCACUACGUUAUUAAGAUUAUUCCUGACAUUACUUUUAAUUCUUUUAGUCUAAUCUAAAUAAUACUGUAAUAAUAACUUUGAGAUCUAUUAUUAGAUAUCGUAUAGUCAUCACUAUAAUUAUAUACACACGCGCACAUGCACCGUAUUAUUUCUCAUUCAUGUUUUCAUGCAUAGGCUAAUUAGGCCCCGUCCACACGUAUCCGGAAAUUUUUUUAUCCGCAAAUUAUUUUUUGCGGAUACGAAAAUGUUUUCGUCCACACGCAGCGUAUUCGAAUCGUUUUCACCGUCUACACGUAUCUGUUUUCGUAAAAUUUGCGGAUACGGACACAAAAAUUUGCGGACACGCGUGGACGCAACCCGUAUCCGCAAAAAAUUAUAAAUUUGCGGAUACAAAAAUUUUCGGGUACGUGUGGAUGGGGCCUUAAUCUGAUGCUAUGACACAGGAACUCCAAUUGCAUUUUUAUUUUCAGGCCGCGUUUUAGUGGCUUCAUCGACGCUACACUAUGUAACUUCCCCUACAAAACCACAGGUAACCCGCUCGGUAUUCCGCCGGUAAUUCGUUCACCAAAGCGAAAAUAAGACCAGCUGAGUUAACCUUCAGAACGACCUCAAAGUCAAGCAAUCAGAAUUGAGGAUUCGACAUUGUAUUUUGAUUAGCAUUUCACAUGAUUUUGCCAAGAGAACCCAUGAAAUGCAAAUUAUUUAUUCUUUACAUUGUCGUAAACGCUUGUCGAAAUCAUAGCGGAAUUUCAUUUAGAUUGGCAAGAGAAAUAUAUAUUGUACCCAGCCCCUGCUCGGAAAAUGCUAACCAAAAAUAGUUACCAAUAGUUCCUUUCGAGGAAAGCAGUGAACUCAGCUGGUAAUUUUGAUUAUGCAUUAUUUAAACCAUAGACUUUGGAUAUUAAUUAAUAUCCUAUUAAUUGAUCAUUGAUGAUAAAUAAUUAUUAAUUUUUAGAUAUAAGAAACUUUUUCUUAUAAUAGACAUGGGUGUUGAGAAAACACCUGAAUUGCAAUAGGGGAAGGGGAGGGAAUAGUAUAUUUGCAUCAUCCCGUGGGGGGAAGGGAGAAGCGAUAUUUAAAUGUUCAUUGAUUUGUUGUAAACGUAGAUUUGUAAAAAUAAAAAUAUGAAUUAGAUUUUAAUAAAUUUUUUAUUUCGUUUCA